Molecule: messenger RNA, 365 nt
Organism: Solanum verrucosum
Lineage: Eukaryota; Viridiplantae; Streptophyta; Magnoliopsida; Solanales; Solanaceae
Product: histone H4
Exons: 2
Coding region: 32-343 (103 amino acids)
Biological process (GO): nucleosome assembly
Cellular component (GO): nucleosome
Molecular function (GO): structural constituent of chromatin; protein heterodimerization activity; DNA binding
Source: RefSeq, a predicted model, not a curated record
CUCUGAAUUAUCUCUCAAAACUUCUCAAAAAAUGUCUGGCCGUGGAAAGGGUGGCAAGGGAUUAGGCAAGGGUGGAGCAAAACGUCAUCGCAAAGUGCUUCGUGACAACAUCCAAGGAAUCACCAAGCCUGCUAUUAGGAGGUUGGCGAGAAGAGGUGGAGUGAAGAGAAUCAGUGGGUUGAUAUAUGAAGAGACAAGAGGUGUUCUUAAGAUCUUUUUGGAGAAUGUGAUUCGUGAUUCUGUUACUUACACUGAGCAUGCUAGGAGGAAGACUGUUACUGCUAUGGAUGUUGUUUAUGCUUUGAAGAGACAAGGAAGGACUCUCUAUGGUUUCGGUGGUUAAGACUUUAGAUUUCUGUUAUUGG